Messenger RNA from Phascolarctos cinereus (koala), 3226 nucleotides. It is a transcript of the gene OPN4, whose product is annotated as opsin 4. Gene Ontology annotation, molecular function: G protein-coupled receptor activity. Gene Ontology annotation, biological process: visual perception; G protein-coupled receptor signaling pathway. Lineage: Eukaryota; Metazoa; Chordata; Mammalia; Diprotodontia; Phascolarctidae. Gene Ontology annotation, cellular component: membrane. The record is from RefSeq and is a predicted model, not a curated record.
CAGCCACAAAUGUACCAUCAAGGACUAAUUCUUGGACCAGCUGUGGCACACCCCCAUCUCAGCUCCCUCUCCGUCUGCUCACAAAACAUACACACCUUCCUUCAUCUGAUGUUAGCACAAACCAGGCUGUUAGUUAAGGAUAACAUUUACAGUUUGAUGCAGUUGACCAAGGUCCUGACUGGGCAUGUGCCAGUCCCUCAGGCCUUGAUAUUUAAAGGGGCAGACCCUGGCUGCUGUAGCUUCUGGACUGCUGAUGUGACACAGUCACAAAACUCCACCGAGCAGCCCAAGGCAGGGUCUCACUUUCUGGGAAGAAAGAGCCCUGAAGUCUACCGUGGACAAAAGGAAGAGAAGCCAGGGGACAGCAAAUGAACCAGGACUGAAUGUAGGUGCUUUGAGCUAAGCCAAAGUAUCUUCCCAAAGGGCAGCAGCAAUGAAUGUUGCCCUCUCAACAUGAAUCCUUCUCCCAGGCUAAGGGGUCUCUCCUGCCCAGUUCAGAACACCAAUUGCACCAAGAUUGUGACCUCCAUCAGUGAGUGGAACAGCACAGAAGUGGAUUCCUACCAUGUGGUCAGUCUUCCUCCCAUUACUCCCACGGCAGUGGGGUUGCCACCCAGCUGGAAUAUCUUCCCUACAGCAGACGUCCCGGACCAUGCCCACUAUACCAUUGGUGCUAUCAUCUUGGUCGUGGGUUUCACAGGAGUGCUGGGAAACCUGCUGGUCAUCUACACAUUCUGCAGGAGCCGCAGCCUUCGCACGCCGGCUAACAUGUUCAUCAUUAACCUUGCCGUCAGCGACUUCUUCAUGUCCUUCACCCAAGCCCCAGUGGUUUUCGCCAGCAGCCUGUACAAACGCUGGAUCUUUGGAGAGAAAGGAUGUGAAUUUUAUGCCUUCUCUGGGGCUCUCUUUGGCAUCACCUCCAUGAUAACGCUGAUGGCGAUUGCCCUGGACCGGUAUUUUGUGAUCACGCGCCCUCUGGCCUCUAUCGGCAUGACAUCGAAAAAGAAGACUGGACUCAUUCUCCUUGGAGUCUGGCUGUACUCGCUGGCCUGGAGCCUUCCACCUUUCUUUGGAUGGAGUGCCUAUAUUCCUGAGGGGCUGCUCACAUCUUGCUCCUGGGAUUACACAACCUUCACUCCAUCUGUCCGGGCUUACACCAUGCUGCUCUUCUGUUUUGUCUUCUUCAUUCCCCUGAUUGUAAUCAUCUACUGCUACGUCUUCAUCUUUAGGGCCAUUCAGGACACCAACAAGGCUGUUCAGAACAUUGGAUCUAGUGAGACCAUGGCAUCCCUCAGGCGUUGUCAAAGGAUAAAGAAUGAAUGGAAGAUGGCAAAGAUCGCUCUGGUGGUCAUCCUGCUGUAUGUGCUGUCCUGGGCCCCUUAUUCAACAGUGGCCCUCGUGGCCUUUGCUGGGUAUUCCCACAUCCUGACUCCCUAUAUGAACUCAGUGCCAGCCAUCAUUGCCAAGGCCUCUGCCAUCCACAAUCCCAUCAUUUAUGCCAUCAGCCACCCCAAGUACAGAAUGGCCAUCGCCCAGAACUUUCCAUGCCUUAGGGCCUUGCUUGGUGUAAGGCACCCCCGCACUCCAUCCUUCAGUAGUUACCACUUCACCCAUCGCUCGACCAUGACCAGCCAAGCGUCUGCCAUCAGCUGGCAGUCUCGAGGUAGAUGCCAGCUAUCCUUGGGUUCUGACAGUGAAGUCGGCUGGAACAACAUGGAGAUGGGUGCUGCAAGCCUGACCGUGAAGAACCAAGAUGGGUCCUGCAGGAUAGACCAAGACAUCAUGGAGACGGGAGAGCCGAUGGCCACAGCCAAGGCCAAGGGUCGAAGCUGGGAGACUCUGGCCAAGACCCUGGAAGAGAUGGAUGACUUAUCUCUCUUGGAGACAGGGACCCUUCUCCCCAGCCUGGAUCUUCAAAUAUAAAUACAAUUCUGCAGCCUGCCCAGAGGCCACUCACCACUCUGUGCUUUUGGCUAUGUGUCUACUUCUUCACACUCAUAUCAUGAAAAUGGAAAUCAGCUUUAGAUGUUGCUGCAAAGUGUCUGGUGCCCUAUUAUGAUUCUGCAGCCCUCUACCUGCAGGGACAAGGCCCUCCUUUCCUCUCUAGAACAUGACAGUCAAGCCCUGCUCUUCCAAGCAAUAUUCAACCCCACCCCCACCCUCAGUAUUUCCAGGGCAACAGAAAAACUGGGACAUGGUUUGACCAGCUGCUCCCAAGUGCAGUUUCUUUAUGUUACCACUCACUGGUAGUUUGCUGUUGUUUUGUAUCCUUUUGAAAAUAAGCUGUUAAAAAAAAAAGAAGUAGUGACCACCCGAUAAAAGCAUAGGGAUUUGGUCUGGGGUCUUUGACUCAUGCCAAGAUUAUUUGAAAUACUGUAAUCUUGUUUUCUCUCCAUUUUCCCUCCAUGACUAAACAGGCCUCACAGUUGACAGGGUAACAAGGAUGCACCAGCCCUAUGUACGUGUGGUUGGCUUCCAUUAUAAUCUCUUUACAUUUAUCUGAGGUUUCUCUGAUUCUAAUUCAUGUUUCAUGAAAAAAGUCCCCACGUGUAAAAUGGAAGCACUCACUAUUGUUCUGUUUUGCCAGUGGGAUGGUGUUGGAUGGACAGUUGGGAUUUCAUUGGCAUAGAGAACUUCCAGGUGAGGAAAUUCCCUCUACCAAGUCUGUUCACCAUUCUCUGUGACUAGAGUUGCUGCCCUAGAGCAGAGGUGCUUUAUACAUGGCUGGCAGCCUGCAAAACUCCUGAGUGAAGCCAGAACAAAAUUAAAAUACACCUGGGUAAUCUGAAAAAAAAAUAACCCAAAUAAAUAAAAAUGCAAUAGAACAUAGAUAAUGUUAAUAUGUGGUUUUCAAAGUCAAUAUGCAGGCAGCAGGCAUCAGUUUGUAGGGCUUCCUGCCCAGAGCUCCCCAGGCCAGCUCAUUAGUCACCGAGCCAUGAUGCCUCUCUGGAUGGAGAUGCAGAAACAACAGGAAGACAGCCAAGGUCAGAGUAGUUGUAAUCAUCAUCUUGGUUUAGAAGAACAGAGAAUAGAGUUCAUUCCUGCCCGUUUGUCCCAUCAGAAAGGUGGGGAACUACAGGAGCAGAAUACUACAUUCAGUGUCAGAUAUGGUCAUUUUUCAUCAAUUGGUUUUGCUUAACUGUGUGUAUAUGUGUGUUAUUAUUGUUACAAGGGAGGGUUAAAUGUGGGGGGAGGGGAUAUCAGGAGAUAACUAGUGUAGAGAAUC